Messenger RNA from Penicillium taxi, 510 nucleotides. RefSeq lists its product as uncharacterized. The record is from RefSeq and is a predicted model, not a curated record. The transcript has 5 exons. The annotation marks the transcript as partial. NCBI's taxonomy places the organism in Eukaryota, Fungi, Ascomycota, Eurotiomycetes, Eurotiales, Aspergillaceae.
ACGACGUACUUCUGUGAUAAAGACACCUCUUGCUCUAAUGGGGCUUGCUGUGGUGUGACCGAUGACCAGGGUAUCUGCGGAUAUGGGAGUGAAUUCUGUGGAGAUACUUGUGUAAGUAAUUGUAAUGCUACAGCUGCGUGUGGUAAAGACGCUGCGACUCCAGGAACUACUUGUCCUUUAAAUAAUGGGGGUUCUGUGGAACCUCCACUGACUUUUGCAAUACCAGUUCAGGCUGCCAGAGCAACUAUGGAUCACCAACUACUCCCUCAUGCUCUUCAAAUGAUGUGUACAAAUGAGUCAUUGGCUACUACGAAGGGUGGUCCACCUAAGCGAUAUUGCCGCCUCGGGCCUAACUCAUCUCUACUAUUCCUUCGCAACUUUUUCACCAGCCCCUUAUAUUGUUUAUCUCCAUUGGAGGAUGGUCCUUUAACGACGGUGACACAGCUUCAUACUGGUCUGAAAUGGUAUCUACCCUAUAGGGCCGGAACUCGUUUGCUGUGCAAGUCUUAG